AUGGACCUUCAGACUCUUUUAUCAGCGUUCGAAAAUGUAAGGACUUAUAUCGUUUUGUACUAUAUUUUAAGUUCUGUAAUUAAUCUUUAUUAAUUUUGUUUUAUCCUUUUCUUUUCAGAACGCUACGAAUUAUAAAUCAACUUUGCAACAGCUCCAGCGUGCUGCAGAUGAUGUUACGUCUGGUAAGCUUAUAUAUUAAUAUAGAUUAUGUCUUUGGUUUAAAUAAUUUUUUUGAUUAGAUGUAUGUUUUUAAGUUCUAAGAGUAUUUUAUUUUUUAGUAUAUAGUCUGUCUAGCACGGACUUGGGGUCUUCCAAAUCGUCGAGAGAUGUGACAGUAAAUCAGGACAUAUUGGCACGUUAUUCCGAAUGUAAGUUUAAUAUACAUCUUUUAGUUAUUUUUUAGUGGUAGUACAACUUGGCGCUAUAUCAAAGACGGAGGUGGAAGGUUUUAGAACUGAUAUCGAUGUCAACUGCGAGGAACUUACUUUAGAGAAGGAACGGUAUGUUUUCGUGGUAUGAUAUAUAUGUUUAUUGUUGUUUUUAUACCAAAUGAGGUGUUUAUGAAAAUUGGCUUGGGAAAUCUGGUAUCAUUGAGUGUUUACGCCAAAUUAUAGAGAUGAAGGUGCUAUAUAAAUCUUUUUUAAACAAAAAACGGCAUCGUUUUGCUGAAAAUUAUAGUUAUUUUGGCUAAAGAAAUAAUAAUGUUACCUAAACCUGAAGAUUCUUUUAUAAGCUUGUAUGAGUAUUGGUUUUUAACUAGCAACGAAAAAUACGCAUAAUCUCAAUUAUUUUUUUGGUGUUAAUCUUUACAUAUUGUGACAGUUUUGUAACAAGUUAUAACAGCGCUGAUAAGAGUUGUUUUCGCUCGCUCGACUGAUAGUUGGCCUUUUCAAGUUUUUUUAUUUUAAAAUUUUACACAAAUGUCAUGUUUCAGGCUGGACCGGGAGAUGUACAAGAUGGACGCUUUAAAGCAAACUCUCACAUGA
Molecule: messenger RNA, 986 nt
Organism: Bursaphelenchus okinawaensis
Lineage: Eukaryota; Metazoa; Nematoda; Chromadorea; Rhabditida; Aphelenchoididae
Source: the annotation of a GenBank genome assembly